Messenger RNA from Colletotrichum fioriniae, 6882 nucleotides. NCBI's taxonomy places the organism in Eukaryota, Fungi, Ascomycota, Sordariomycetes, Glomerellales, Glomerellaceae. The record is from RefSeq and is a predicted model, not a curated record.
AUGCCUCAUUUCCAUGAGACAUCCUCGAGCGCUUCAGACGCAGCUCCCAAAUUUGACCCUGAAACCGGAGGAGCUCAUCAGCGCAUCGUCAGCGAUGAUGAGUACGCCGCUUCUUCAUCCUCAGAGGUGCCACUAAGCCAGCAGCUGGAGCCAAUCGCAGUCGUUGGAAUGGGAUGCCGCCUGCCGGGCGAUGUCAGCUCCCCGUCCGACUUUUGGAAUUUGAUGAUGGAGAAGGGCAGUGGCCAGACGCCCAAGGUCCCUCCGUCCAGGUUCAACAUCGACGCCCAUUUCCAUGCAGAUAAUGACCGGCCUGGCAGCUUUGGUGUACUUGGCGGCUACUUCCUCAAUGAGACUCUGCAAGAGUUUGAUCCGGCCUUCUUCGGCAUAACUCCAGUCGAAGCCACGUGGAUGGAUCCGCAGCAGCGGAAGCUUCUAGAGGUCGUCUAUGAAGCCUUCGAGUCAGCCGGUCUGACCCUGGACCAGCUCUCCGGAUCGGACACAGCCUGUUUCAUGGCCACGUUCACGGCAGACUUCCAGCAAAUGUCCUUCAAAGAGCCCUCGUUCCGUCACAGCCUGGCAGCCACCGGUGUAGACCCCGGCCUCCUGAGCAACAGAGUCAGCCACGUCUUUAACCUUCGCGGCCCUAGUAUUGUCGUCAACACGGCUUGUUCCUCAUCUGUCUACGCCCUACACAACGCAUGCAACGCCCUGCGGACGUACGAGUGCUCAGCUGCUGUCGUCGGCGGCAGUAAUCUCAUUUUGACCGUUGACCAGCACAUGAACACCGCAAAGCUAGGCGUUUUGUCGCCAACGUCUACGUGUCAUACGUUCAACAGCUAUGCGAACGGAUACGGACGCGCUGAGGGCGUUGGGGCCAUCUAUCUCAAGCGCUUGAGCGAUGCUAUCAGGGAUGGCGACCCAAUUCGUGGCGUCAUCCGUUCCAGUGCAACGAACAACAAUGGCAAAGCUCCAGCUGUUGGCAUCACUUAUCCAGGAUUUGACGGGCAAAGAAAUGUCAUGAGGCAGGCAUAUAGGCGCGGUGGUCUGGAACCCAUGCUGACAGGAUAUUUCGAGUGCCACGGAACGGGCACGGCAAUAGGAGAUCCGCUCGAGGUUCACGCCGUGUCGGAUGUUAUGAACGGGGCUCGGACUGAGGCUGACGGGCCUCUGCAUAUCGGCGCUGUCAAGACCAAUAUCGGACAUAGCGAGGCGGCCAGCGGGCUAUCUGCCGUUAUCAAAGCUAUACUUAUUGUCGAAAGAGGCAUCAUACCGCCCACGCGAGGCGUUACCGAACUAAAUCCAAAAAUUGAUUGGCAAGGUUGGCAAGUCGAUGUGCCCACGAAUCCUACACCAUUUCCAAGCGGACUACCUGUAACCAGAGUCAGCGUCAACUCCUUUGGAUACGGCGGCACAAAUGCGCAUACUAUUAUCGAGAGCCCCAGGUCCUUGCUAGCAUCACCACAAGCCUACAAGUAUUCAAUGCCUGGGAACACAAGCAAGGGAAAGUUGGCGCGAGGAACAGUGAAUCGCAACAGACCAUAUCUAUUACUCUUUUCUGCUCACGAGAUCGGAGCACUGAAGAGAAACCUCGCGGCGCUUGGAAAGGUGGCCGUGGACUACAGCUUGCUCGACCUGUCUUACACCCUCGCCAACCACCGUACACGCUUCCCGAGCAAAGGCAUGUUAGUCACGACGCCGGCUACUCUUCAUGGAACCUUCAUCAACGGCACCCCCGAACUUGCUCUUGCAGACAGGAAGGAGACUGCCCACGUUCUCGGCUUCGUUUUCACCGGCCAGGGCGCGCAGUGGGCUCGCAUGGGGGCGCAGCUAAUGACUUACUAUCCGACCUUUCUCAUGUCGAUCCGACGGAUGGACAUGGUAUUGGAAGACCUUGAUGACGCUCCCUCUUGGACAUUGGAAGAGGCGCUUCUCGAGGAUCCAGCCGUCUCUAGAGUUAACCAAGCCGAGUUCUCCCAGCCGUUGUGCACCGCCAUCCAAGUUGCCCUCGUCCAGCUCCUUCGUCUUUGGGGAAUCAAGCCUUCAGUGACCCUUGGACACUCGUCUGGCGAGAUUGGGGCUGCGUUUGCUGCCGGUCACCUAUCCGAGUCUGAAGCUAUUCUGAUAGCGUACUACCGUGGGCAAGUAGUCAAAGACAUCGACACUGCUGGCGCAAUGAUGGCCGUGGGCCUCGGCGCAGAAGCUGUGGCUCCCUAUAUCGAGGCUCAUCAGACAGAAGUCGUGAUUGCUUGUCAUAACUCUCCAUCUGGCGUCACUUUGAGCGGCAACGUCGACGCCUUGAAGACAAUCGAAGCAAAUUUGCAGACAGAGGGUAUCUUUGCUCGCCUUGUUAAGACAAACGGCAAAGCUUAUCAUUCACGACACAUGCUCCCAGCCACCGAAAAAUACGAGUCCCUUAUCCGCAAAGCUAGACAGGCCAGCCUCACGAAACUAAUGUCAGACAAAGCGAAGAUGGUAUCGUCAGUGACCAACUCUGUUCUGUGUGAGGACGCAGUACUUGACGAGAAGUACUGGAGCGCCAACCUCGUUAGUCCAGUCCUCUUUAAUCAAGCAGUGCAAACGGCCCUCACGAGCAAGGAUCUUCCCGCGAUCGACAUCUUGAUCGAGAUCGGACCUCACUCGGCACUUUCAGGACCCAUUCGACAAAUUAAGACUGAAAUGAAGGCUGAAAAGCUUCAGUACUUGCCGACUCUCACCCGUGGUUCUCGCUGCGCCGAACAAGUCCUCAAACUGGCUGGGGAACUGUUCCUGCGCAACUAUCCCCUUGGUCUCGCGACAGUCACGGCAAUCGAGGAGGUGUACCCAUCUGGUAAGAUCAUUCCUCGCAAGGGCAACCUCAUCGUGGACUUGCCGCCUUACCAGUGGGACAAGACAAAGAAGUUCUGGGCCGAGUCGCGCGAGAGUAGAGAGCACCGGUUUCCAUGCUUCCCGCGACAUGACAUUCUAGGUCAAUUAACGAUUGGCGGAUCCUUGGCCGAGCCAACAUGGCGCAAUAUCUUGCGCAUCAAGGAUCUCCCAUGGCUUCAGGACCACUCGCUAGGAGGAGAGGCAGUCUUCCCUGCUGCCGGAUAUCUUUCUAUGGCCAUGGAAGCGGUGUCUCAGAUCAACGAGACUUCUGACAGUCCGGUCAUCAUUGACUCGUAUGUGUUUAGGGGUGUCGCCAUUCAACAGGCCUUGGUUACACCUGAUGACGACAGUGGUAUCGAGGUCCUGCUAAACAUGCGCUCCUCGAACCUUGGCAACGGCGAAGCUAGCAAAAGGUGGUGGGACUUCAACGUCUCAUCCGUGUCAACAGAAGGCCAUCGCAAGAAUCACAUGGCGGGAAGCAUCAGCUUCAACACAGAGCGGCACAGGCCCGCCGCGAAGCAAGUUCCAAACCUCCCGCAACGCGCAUCUGGGAAGCUCUGGAACCAGGCCCUGAAGCAAGUUGGUUUCAACUACGGGCCGACAUUCCAAGACAUGGAUAACAUCACCUUUGAUGGAUCCACGUACUGUGCACAUGCCACGACAAACAUCAAGACUGCCGUCAUGAAGAAUGAGUCCCGCCAUGUGCUUCACCCGGCGGUCCUCGACUCGUGUCUUCAGCUUAUGAUCGUCGCCAUCUGGGCUGGCCGCGCCGGCGCGAUGCAGUUCGGUGCAGUGCCUGUCCGCGCCGAAGAAAUUCUCAUCUGGAAGCCUACCGCGGAGCAGUCUAAUGACGGUGAAGGUGCGGCUGCCACGGCUUUCUCUUGGAUCGACCCGCGUGGCCAAAGAAUCUUCAAUGCUCACAAUCAACUGGUAGCGGCUGAUGGUCAGAUUUUGAUGGAGAUUCGGAGCAUGCGCUGUACUGCGUACGAAGCCGCUAUUCCGCAACGACUGGAGACCUUGAUACAGCCUCAGCCGUACUCACAGAUCGUCUCCAAGCUGGAUGUUUCGUGGCUGAAUGGUCCUCAGAAGAAUCUUGAAGUUGUCGAUUAUGUUGAGCUUGCCGAGUUCAGAACACCAGGUCUAAGAGUUCUUGCUACCGACGCUACGAUAGCAGGCUAUCUGGUGGAUCGGCUUCCUGACCUGUGCUUGACAGUUCUUGCCACCAGCACUAGCGAAGCUGAGAUCGAAUCAGAAUGGAGGAAGUUCAGGAGUGUUACUCUUCAGAAACUCGACUGGGCAGCAGGCACAACGGCUGAAGCUUUUGACAAGAUCCAGGACAAGUUUGACCUGAUCAUCGCCCCGAAUACUUCUUCCAAAACAUUGCACCUUGUUUCCAAGCUCAUGGCCGACAAUGGGAGCGCCAUCCUUGGAAAUGAAAAUUGCCCAACGGAUGAAGAUCUGAAAGAAGUCGACAUCGUAAGGUCAGACUUAUCUUUGAAGAACGGUGCAGUUGUUACGUCCAAGGUUAGGGAGGUUCGAAAGCUCACAUCAACGCCCGUUCAACUCGUGUACUAUAUGGCUUUGACAGAGCAUGUCAAUCGACUACAGAGAAAAUUGGAGGAGUUUGGCUGCAAAGUUGAGACUUGCAAGCUGGGAGACACUUCCUCUUCCGCUGCCAAUGUCAUCAUGCUGGCGGAUCUGGAGAAACCAUUGGUUGCUAACAUGUCGGAGCUUGAAUUCCAAUAUCUUCAGAGAACACUCAGCGAUGUCACCAACAUCCUGUGGAUUUCCGAGGGUGGCAUAUCAGGUGCUGGUGUGGUUCCAGAGUACGCGAUGACGAGGGGACUCUUGAGAUCGCUUCGAUCUGAGAGGGCUUCCCUGAGAGCAAGCGUUGUUGACUUUACCCCUCGCGACGUCGAAUCCGAGAAUUUCGUCUCCACAAUCGCUUCAUUGGCCGUUACGAUCUUUGGAAACGAAAGAACGCUCGAGACCGAGUACCUCGUCCACAAAGGUCAGCUUGCCAUCAGCCGCCUGGUCACAUCAGACAAGAUGAAUCAGACACACAGGCACUCCAGUGGGGAGACACAACCACAACAGUUCACUCCCGAAGCCAGACUAGUAGGGAAAAUGGAGUCUGGAAAAGUCGUUUUUGACUUGGAUGAUCUUGACUCAGGGGAACCAUCUCCAAACGAGAUCGAGUUUCGUCCACUGGUGACAGGUCUGAAUGGCGAAGGUUACACCGUGAUAUCAGGCGCCUCCUUUGAGACUGAAUUCAGCUAUGAAACCUCGGGCGUAGUCACACAGACUGGAUCGGCUGUUACAAAGGUAUCUGUGGGUGACCACAUCGUGGCAUUCAGCUCAGAGAAGUUCUCCAACUACCAGCGCGUCAAUGAGAACCAAGUACAGAAGCUCGAUGUCUCAGAAUCCUUCACGACCAUGGCAAGCCUACCUAUGUAUUACGGUGCCGCUUUGUAUGGUUUACAAAAUUUGGCAAGGCUUCAGAAAGGAGAGUCAGUUCUAAUUCUUCCCGAUUCUGGACAACUCGGAGCAGCCGCCAUCAAUGUUACACAAGCUCUCGGGGGUAUUCCGUUUGUUGCUGUGCGCGGGUCAGCCGAAGCGGAAGACGUGGCAAGGAUCUUUAACUUGAAAAGCGAGCACAUCCUCCUCGAAUACUCUCCUGAAAUGCUGGUCAAUCACGAGUUUGACGUGAUCUUCUCGGGCAGCUCGACUGAACCAACAGUAUCUCGAGAGGCCUGGAGGAACCUGCCUGCUUUCUCACGAUUCGUGAGCUGCGGCACCGACAUCACUUCCUCGUUUUUGGAUGCCGUACCAUCAUCACGAGGGGCAAGUUUUCUCUCCGUGAACUCGGUUGGACUCUUCAAGAGGCCUUGCAUACUUGGCCAGCUUCUCGAGCAGAUUAUCACACUGAACCGCCAAGCGCGUAACUUUGUAUUCCUUUCGAGGUCCGGCACCGACUCUGAGCAAGCCACCAUCUUGGUCAAGGAUCUGAAGGCUCGAGGCGCCAAAGUGCAGGUACUUAGGGGCGAUGCUGCUGUGAAGGAAGACGUGGAGAAAGCUGUCGCCUCGAUUCCGGAUGAUCGACCUAUUCGUGGUGUUGUGAACGCCGCAAUGGUCUUGAGAGAUGGUCUGUUCCAGAAUAUGCCAUAUGAAAAUUGGAUCACCUCAAUUCGACCAAAGGUUUUAGGGAGUAAGAACCUCCAUGAUGUCACUGCUGAACUGCCUCUCGACUUUUUCCUCAUGACUAGCUCUGUCUCUGGCAUUCUAGGAACGCCGACACAAUCCAACUACGCCGCGGCGAACUCCUACAUGGACGCGCUAGCCCGUUUACGACGCGCUCAAGGUAAACCCGCAUGCGCCGUGAUUCUCCCCAUGGUUCUUGGCGUAGGUGUCGUAGCGCAGAACCUCGAGCUGGAAGAUUCCCUCAAGCGCAAGGGAAUGUACGGCAUCGACGAGGAAGCACUACUAGAAGCCUUCGAAGUCGCCAUUCUAGAGCAACAACAACAGCAUAAUACGGAAUUUGAUCACCUCAUCGUUGGCCUCGAUCCGGCAGAGCUAUAUAAGACAAGUCGCGAGGUCGCUGGCGAUGUGGACGCCUUUUGGGCCGCCGACCCGCGCUUCUCUGGGCUCGUACAUGCCAUGCAGGUCAGCGGUGGCGGCAGCCAGGGAGCCAGUGGCGGAGAUGACGGCUCGGUCUUGACGCGGAUCAAGGCAGUUGGUCAGGAUUCGCCAGCCAAGGCCUCCCGGCUGGUGCGCGAUCAUUUUGUUGCCAAGUUGACGCGCGUUCUACUGGUCGAUGAGGCUGACUUUGGAGAGGAGGAGAGUGGGCGGUCUAUUGCGAGCUAUGGAAUUGACAGCAUGAUUGGGGCUGAGCUUCGGAAUUGGAUUUUCAAAGAGCUAUCGCUUGACAUUGCUUUUCAGCAGCUCUUAAGCCCUUCGCUUACAAUUUCAAAGUUUGCGGAGCUGGUGUGUGUCACUCAAGGAAUACUCGUGGAGUAG